Molecule: messenger RNA, 1253 nt
Organism: Oncorhynchus gorbuscha (pink salmon)
Lineage: Eukaryota; Metazoa; Chordata; Actinopteri; Salmoniformes; Salmonidae
Product: tubulin polymerization-promoting protein family member 3-like
Exons: 4
Coding region: 147-683 (178 amino acids)
Biological process (GO): positive regulation of protein polymerization; microtubule bundle formation; microtubule polymerization
Cellular component (GO): microtubule
Molecular function (GO): tubulin binding
Source: RefSeq, a predicted model, not a curated record
CUGUCCAUCUCCCACUCUUCUCUGUACAUCACUAUCAUCAUUGUGAAGGUGGUGUGAGUGGCAGGGCUAGGAGGAAGACACGCAGCAUCAGCACAGGCAUCCCCAACAUCAUCGUCACUCAGAAUUCCUUCACCUAACAGGACAGAAUGGCAGAGGGCUCCGUAUCAGUAGCAGAGGUGGAGACAUCCUUCAAGAAGUUUGCCAUUCAUGGGGACACCAAAGCUACUGGGAAGGAGAUGAACGGGAAGAACUUUGCCAAACUCUGCAAGGACUGCCGGGUCAUCGACGGCAAGAACGUCACUGCCACCGAUGUGGACAUUGUCUUCACUAAAGUCAAGGCGAAGACAGCUCGUGUGAUCGCCUUUGAGCAGUUCAGCCAGGCCCUGUCAGAGUUGGCCCCGAAGCGUUUUAAAGGGAAGUGCCAGGAGGAGGCGCUGCAGCAGCUCUAUGGCCUCAUAGCAGGGAGGGAGCCUGCCAACGCUGGCGUCACUAAAGUGGCCAAGGCAGCGGCGGUGGACAGACUGACAGACACCACCAAAUUCACAGGGGCACACAAGGAGCGGUUUGACGAGUCGGGCAAGGGGAAGGGCAAGGCCGGGCGAGUAGACAUUCCAGAUGCCAGUGGCUAUGUGGGUGCCUACAAGGGCAAGGGCACCUAUGAGGAUAAGGUCAAGGAAGCAUAGGCAGGACAGAGGGAGAGAGAGCGAGAUAUGCUCAGUCAGAUCCCACUAUUUACCCCAAAGACACCCCCCUAAAUAGUGUAAUUUAAGUGAGAACUUAUGUAUAUUAAUGCACAUACUGCGCAGGUAGGAUGGGCUGGUCAGUCACUGAGUCAAAGUAUUAUAUGUCCUUUAACGUUGCAUGUUGGGGUGGUGGUUGUUAUGAUGGAGAGGGGAGGUGUAAUGGUGAGGAGUAAACCUGGAUAGAAAACAAAACAGUGACCAAAUUCUAUGUCAAUAAAAACGUGAAUAAUAUUUAGAUAUAUUCACCUUCCCAAGCGCUCAAACCCCUGACCCUAUCCCUCCCAGCUUCACUAGAUGCCUCUGUAUGAGUCGUUUUUUAUUUGUUUAUGUGUUGGGUAUAAUAUAUAAUGAACAGAAAUAUUAACGCAUCAUGCAACAAUGUCAACAAUUUGACUGAGUUACAGUUCAUAUAAGGACAUCAGUCAAUUGAAAUAAAUUCAUUAGGCCCUAAUCUAUGGACAGGGGCGCAGCCAUGCAGCAUUUCUCCUUUGCCAAGAUAAUCCAUACACC